AUGUCGAGUAAACCAAAACCGGCCACUGGCGGAGCAGGUUUUGGUGGUCGGCCUGGUGGCAAGAAAGACUCAUCAACAUUAACGAUUAUCGUUAUGGCGACAAUUAUUUCAUAUGCAGUUCUUUCACUGGCCAUAUGCCUGUUUUGUAUGUCUCGAAGAAAGACUAGACAAAAGUCAUUGCUCUUUCAAUUAGAUACCAUUGUAGCAUACACUAACAAUUUUUCAGAAGAAAAUAAGUUGGGAGAAGGGGGAUAUGGUCCUGUAUACAAGGGGAAGUUGCAAGAUGGGCAAAUGGUCGCAGUAAAACGACUUUUAAGGAGUUCAAGACAGGGAGUAGAGGAGUUCAAGAAUGAAAUCAUAUUGAUUGACAAACUCCAGCACAGGAAUCUUGUAAGGCUCAUUGGAUGUUGUUUACAAAGACAUGAAAAACUUCUUGUCUAUGAAUACAUGCCCAACAAGAGCCUUAACACCAUCCUAUUUGAUCCGGAAAAGCGCCUACAACUAGAUUGGAUGAAGCGCUUCAAGAUCAUUGUGGGAAUCGCUAGGGGGCUUCUUUAUCUCCAUGAAGACUCUCGACUAAGAAUUAUUCGUCCCGAUCUCAAAGCUGGCAAUAUUUUGCUGGAUAAUGAUUUAAAUCCUAAAAUUUCAGACUUUGGAACAGCAAGACGUUUUGGAGAGGAUGAAACUCGAGCCAAUACCUGUAUUAUUGUUGGAACAUAUGGUUACAUGCCGCUCGAGUACAUUUUGAAGGGGAUUAUCUCAGUCAAAACAGAUAUCUAUAGUUUUGGAGUUUUGCUAUUGGAAAUUGUUUGCGGGAGAAAGAACAAUGAGCCAUUGGAAGGGAGUCGAGGACUAGUAGAAUACGCAUGGCGGUUGUGGCACGAUGGGAGACCCAUAGAGAUGAUGGAUCCAACUCUUGGUGAGACAUGCCCAAGAAAUCAAGUUUUGAGAUGCAUUCACAUUGGGCUUCUUUGUAUUCAAGCAGAUGCAUCGGAAAGGCCCCCUAUUUCUUCAGUGGUUGUCAUGCUCGGAAGUGAUUCUUCGAGUCUCAGCUUGCCCAUGCCCCCACCUAUGGUGUUUGAUGAUAGAACCAGUACAAGGUCAGAUGAAUCUGCAAAUUACAGAGAAGGCAACUCUGUAAAUGAGGUCUCAAUUACUGACUUCGAUGGAUUGCCGACAUCCCCAGCUGCUGCAAUGGUCAUGUCAUGUCGGAGCUCAAGUUUUGAGCGGGAGUUGAGUUGUAUACUGCGGUAUGAAACAUAUUCAUUCUUCACACCCGCCCCUCCACCGCCACCACUGCCAAUGCCAAACUCACCGCCGCCACCGGCUACGACAAACGCUCUGCAGCUACCACCGCCACCGGCUACGACAAACUCUCUGCAUCUACCACCGCCUGAAAAUCCUACCCCUCUAGCACAAGCAGCUCAACAUUGCGUGGGCUCAAAUUACACGGCAGGAAGCAGGUAUGAGGAGAACCUGAAAAGCCUCCUUCAAUCCCUCCAAGCCAAUGUCCCCAUCUCGACAGGCUUCAACUCCACCACCUCCGGCACGAGCCCUGACCGAGUCUAUGGCCUCGCCCUGUGCAGGGGUGACACCACCACCGCCCAGUGCAGAGACUGCAUGGACAUGUCCACCACCGAUGCCCUGCGGCUAUGUCCGAACAAAAAAGAGGCAAUACUUUGGUACAAUAAUUGUCUCCUUCGCUAUUCUGAUUCCAGUUUCUUCGGAUCGAUAGAAGGGAUUCUAAUAUACCUUUCAAAUAUAAACAAUGCAACUAAUCAAGAGUCCUUUAACAAGGAACUGGGUGUUCUGAUGAGAAACCUAACAACUAGGGCCAUCUCUGAUCCGAGACUAUACGCAUCUGGGACGAUUAUGUAUGAUAAUUUUGUUACGAUUUACGGGCUGUUGCAGUGCACAAGGGAUCUGGACGCCACGAAGUGCCGGAGCUGCCUUGAGAGCAGAAUUGGCAAUAUCCAGACAUGCUGCAAUGGCCGAGUUGGAGGUCAAGUUUUGAGUGGGAGUUGUAUAUUGCGUUUCGAAACAGAGUCAUUCUUCACACCCUCCCCUCCACCGCCGCCACCACCACCUCCUGAAGAUCCCGCCCCUCCAGAUGAAAAGAAAAAAUCAUCCACAUCAAGCAUUAUCAUUAUCGCGACAGUUAUUCCAAGUGCAGCUCUUUUACUAGCCAUAUGCCUGUUUUGUAUAUAUAGAAGAAAGACAAGACAAAAAGGAAGGAAUGAUCAAAGCCAUGUAUCACUUAAUCAGAACGAGAGAUCAAAUACUGGGGACAGAAGAGAACAAAUCGAACAUGGUGGUGUCGGAGGAGAUGAAAAUACGUCAUUGCUUUUUCAUUUAGAUACCAUUGUAGCAUGCACUGACAAUUUUUCUGAUGCAAAUAAGUUGGGAGAAGGGGGGUAUGGUCCUGUAUACAAGGGGAAGUUGCAAGAUGGGAAAAUGGUUGCAGUGAAACGACUUUCAAAGAAUUCAGGACAGGGCUUAGAGGAGUUCAAGAAUGAAGUCAUCUUGAUUGCCAAACUCCAACAUAGGAAUCUUGUGAGGCUCCUUGGAUUUUGUUUCGAAAGACGGGAAAAACUUUUGGUUUAUGAAUACAUGCCCAAAAAGAGCCUUGACACCAUCUUAUUUGAUCCAGAAAAGCGCCAACAACUAGAUUGGAUGAAGCGCUUCAACAUCAUUGUGGGUAUUGCCAAGGGGCUUCUUUAUCUCCAUGAAGACUCUCGACUAAGAAUUAUUCAUCGCGAUCUCAAGGCUGGCAAUAUUUUGCUGGAUAAUGAUUUAAAUCCUAAAAUUUCAGACUUCGGAACAGCAAGACUUUUUGGAGGGGAUGAAACUCAAGCCAAUACCAUCAAUAUUGUUGGAACAUAUGGUUACAUGCCUCCCGAGUACAUUUUGCAAGGGCAUAUCUCAGUGAAGACGGAUAUCUAUAGUUUUGGAGUUUUGGUAUUGGAAAUUGUUUGCGGGAGAAAGAACAACCAGCCAUCAGAAGGGAGUCAAGGACUAGUAGAAUACGCAUGGCGGUUGUGGCGUGAUGGGAGACCCAUAGAGUUGAUGGAUCUAUUUCUCGGUGAGACAUGCCCAGGAAACCAAGUUCUGAGAUGCAUUCACAUUGGGCUUCUUUGUGUUCAAGCAGAUGCUGCAGAGAGGCCCCCUAUUUCUUCAGUAGUUGCCAUGUUGGGAAGUGAUUCUUCGAGUCUUAGCUUGCCGAUGCCCCCACCUAUGGUUUUUGAUGAUAGAACCGUUACAGGGUCGGAUGUAUCUGCAAAUUACACAGAAGACAACUCUGUAAAUGAGGUCUCAAUUACUACCUUCGAUGGUCGCUAAUCUUAAGCAUUUGACAUUAACUUUUCAA
Molecule: messenger RNA, 3367 nt
Organism: Amborella trichopoda
Lineage: Eukaryota; Viridiplantae; Streptophyta; Magnoliopsida; Amborellales; Amborellaceae
Source: RefSeq, a predicted model, not a curated record